GAGUUGGAAUUGACUUGAUGGCAACUGACAACAACAACUAGCUUCUACGUGGAGAAGGAUAUUAGAAGGUAAGAAUGGAAGCAGAGAGACCAGAUAAGGGGUUAUUCAGUUGAUUCUAGUGAGAUAAUGGCUUGGACCAAAGGUGAGGCAAGAUGUAGAGAGACAGAUUUACAAAACAUUUUAUAGAUAUAUUUUGUUCUUAGAUGGUGAGAUCCUUGGAGUUGGCCAACAUGACCAGAGUUCAGGAGUUUAUCCUGCUGGGUUUGUCCACAACGGUGGGCAUACACGGUGCCCUGUUUGCCAUCUUCUUGAGCCUCUACCUGUUGACUUUAUUAGAGAAUACUCUGAUCAUCUACCUCAUCUUCAGUCACAGUGAGCUCCGCAAGCCCAUGUACUUCUUCCUGGGUAACCUGAGCUGCCUGGAGAUGUGCUACAUGUCAGUGACCAUGCCCAGCCUGCUUGUGGGGCUGUGGACAGGGUUCUGCCAUGUGCCCUUUACAGUCUGCAUGACCCAACUCUUCUUUUUCAUCUCUCUUAUCUGUACUGAAUGUACCCUCCUGGGCUCCAUGGCCUAUGAUCGCUAUGUGGCCAUCUGCUGCCCACUCCACUACCCACUACUCAUGCGGCCACAGGUCUGCCUGGGCCUGGCCUUGUCCUCAUGGCUUGGUGGUCUUCUGGUCUCCGUGGCCAAGACAACAUGCAUUGCAAGCCUAUCCUACUGUGGCCCCAAUGUCCUCAACCACUUCUUCUGCGAUGUCUCCCCUCUGCUCAACUUGUCCUGCACCCACGUGGCCCUGACAGAGCUGGUGGACUUCAUCUCUGCCAUCGUUAUCCUCUGGGGUUCCCUCCUAGUGGCCAUGGCCUCAUAUGCAGCUAUUGGUAGGGCUGUGCUCCACAUGCCAUCAGCCACUGCCCGUCGCAAGGCCUUCUCCACGUGUGCCUCCCACCUGGUAGUGGUGGGUAUCUUUUACUCAGCCACUAUCUUCAUCUAUGCCCGUCCCAGCCGCAUAGAGGCCAUGGACCUCAACAAGGUGCUCUCGGUCAUUUACACAGUGGUCACGCCCAUGUGCAACCCAAUCAUCUACUGCCUUCGGAACAAGGAGGUCCAGGGAGCUUUCCGUAGAACUCUGCAUAGGUCCUGACACUGACCAGCUGACCGGGGCGUGAGGGAAGAUCUCAAGUGACCAAUACCCUAUGUUUUAUUGAGCUAUCAUUCACCUACCAUAAAAUCCACCCUUUUAAAAUAUACAAUUCAGUGAUUUUUUAGACUAUUCACGAUGUUGUGCAACCAUCACCACUACUUAAUUCCUGAUUCCAUCACCCCCAAAAGAAACCCUUUACCCAUUAGCAGU
Messenger RNA from Loxodonta africana (African savanna elephant), 1352 nucleotides. RefSeq names its product olfactory receptor 6Z7-like. The coding region runs from base 204 to 1142 and encodes 312 amino acids. Gene Ontology annotation, molecular function: G protein-coupled receptor activity; olfactory receptor activity. Gene Ontology annotation, cellular component: membrane. The transcript has a single exon. Lineage: Eukaryota; Metazoa; Chordata; Mammalia; Proboscidea; Elephantidae. The record is from RefSeq and is a predicted model, not a curated record. Gene Ontology annotation, biological process: G protein-coupled receptor signaling pathway.